Molecule: messenger RNA, 1315 nt
Organism: Vicia villosa (hairy vetch)
Lineage: Eukaryota; Viridiplantae; Streptophyta; Magnoliopsida; Fabales; Fabaceae
Exons: 3
Coding region: 543-1151 (202 amino acids)
Source: RefSeq, a predicted model, not a curated record
UAUUCUCUUGAUGGAAAUAUGGAAUUUGUACUGAUUGUUAUGGAAUAAAAUAAAGCAAUAAAUUGCAACAUUCACAAUAAGGUUUUGAAAGGAUGAGAUGUUAUUUAAACGUACAUAAUAUAAGUGAAUGUUCUAUAAAAAAUAUUUAUUUGAUUACAUAAAGAAGGAAAAUGUUUUAUGUAUAUCCUUUUUUUUUUCUUAUAUUUGUAAUUCAGUUGAGAAGAUAAUUAAUUCAUGUAGCUAUUUUUUUGUUUUUGAAAAUUUUAGAUUAUAUUGUUUUAAAAAAAAAUUAUAAAUGCAAUAAUGAUGAAGGGGGAAAAUAAAAUGGAAAUAAAAAUAUGAUCAAAAUAAAAAUAAACAUAAAAGCUACACUAAUUCGUCCAUCCGAUCCAUAGUUGUUUGAACGAUCAAUUUCAUGUUAAAGUGUUUGAUUAAUGAAGAUACUUAAAAAUUGAAAAUUUCUUUGCCAACCUCCCUACCUUCUAGUCCACCUCUGGUGAAAACCUCAUACUACCCCUGACUUCGGAAAUGCAUUUCCGAAAAUGCAAGAAAAAGGUGUUUUCGGAGAUGCAUCUCCGAAAACGCCUUUUUUCUUGAAAAAAUUGUCUUAUUUCGGAAGUUCAUUUCCGAAAACAGUAUUUCGGAAGUUCAUUUCUGAAAUGCUGCGCGUUAUGCAGAUUUAUCAAAACACUCCCCCUCCCCCGUUCAUUUACCCUAACUCAAAUCAAAAACAAGCAAAGGCGAAAAUUUGUGCAAACACACUUCCAAGGCUGCAUCAAGGCUCCAAUCACAUUGCUAUACAACAUUCAAAAGCCCACAAAUCACUCAAUUUGAACAUGUCAGACAACCAACCAGCACGCAUCAGACAGGGUAGGGAGACCCAGACUGCGUCGGCUAGAGAGGGAAUGGGUGGCGCUAAGGGAAGAAAGGGUUCUUCAACCUCGUGCUCUCGCGGAGUGAAGGAGGUGAAGGAGAAGAAGAAGGUUUUGACUGGUUCUGCUUCUCGUCCCCUGGGGGUCCAUGGCUCGGACGUGCAAGCUCAGUCUUCAGGCGUGAGAGUCAUGAUCAACGCUGAUGGUUCUGAGACUGAGUGGGAUGAGGAUUGGUAUAAUUAUCUUCAUUCGAAGGAGUUCGCUCGUCGGGCAGAAUAACGUGUUUUUGUUUUGUUUGAUGUGUAUUUUGUAACGCUCGUCAGGCAGAAUAACGUGUUUUUGUUUUGUUUGACGUGUUUUGUUUUGUUUUGUUUUGAUUUCGGAUUGUAUCUUUCGCACAGUGUUUUUGGAUUGGAUUUAUCAUCUUAGUAUUUUCAGUUUAU